GGAUGUCGUCGGUUCUGUUUCUGCUGCUGCUCGUUUGUUCUUCUAUGGCCCGGAUCCAGAGCCUGGAUCAGGGUUCUGACCUUCAGGACCAGCUCAGGUCCGGCUUGGACCACGUGGAUGUUCCUCCGGACCUCUCGGCGCUGUGGGAUGAGCUGCGGGGUCUGAAGGUUCUGGUUCUGAGCCUGAAGGCAGUGGAGGUGGACCAGAGGCAGGUUCUGCGCAGCGUGGAGACCCGGCUCAGGGACGGCCAGGAGGAGCUGAAGGACCUGAACCGGACUCUGAGAGCCAGGGUGGAGGUGCUGGAGCAGCUCAGCGCAGUUCGUGGUUCCGAGCUGUGGGCUCAGGUGUCAGAUGUUCGGUCUAGACUCAACGCCACUGAAGUUUCAGCUGCAGAUCUGAAACAGAAGAACACAGUCUUGGCGGCCGAGCUGCCGUUUCUCCAGACCAGACUGCGGGCCAGUGAAAGUACCGUGGAGGAGCUGAGGAGGAGGAACACAGUCCUGUCCGUCAGGAUGUGUAACACUGAGAGUCUCCUAGAGGAUCUGAGGAGGCGGAGCUCAGAAUUCCCGGCGUCCAACGUGUCCUCUGGGCCGGACCGGAACGUUCCUCUGGAGUAUCGGAGCACAAAGGCUGAAGGUGACGUCACCGAGGUUCAACUCAGGUUGAACUCCACCCAGCAUCACCUGGACCAGCUAAGGACGCACACGGCAGAUCGACUGACAUCUGCAGAGAAACGACUGGAAGAGCUGACCGCAGUGACCGCAGCUCUGAUGGACAGACUGACGGACGCAGAGCAUCAACUGGACCAACUGAGGACAGAGAGCACAGACUGUGGAUCUUCUCUGUGGGCUCUGACUCUCAGACUGAACUCCACCCAUGAACAGGUCACACAGCUGAAACAACACAUCACAGAUGCACACACUGAACUGGGCUCAGUUUCAGACAAACUCACAGUGUUUCAGACCAACGCUGAAGCGCUGCAGGUGCGACUGUUGGCAGGUGAAGACGAGCUGAGGAGAAGGACUGAAGUUCAUCUGUCUGACAUCCAGUCCAGACUGGAAUCAGCUGAUCGAACGUCCACAGGGUUCCACGUCAGGCUGGUGGAGGCCGAGCAGCUGAUCCAGGAUCUGCAGAACCACGGUUCAGUUCACUCCACUGUUCUGUCAACUCUGAGGAAACAAACCCAAGACUGUGGAUCUUCUCUGUGGGCUCUGACUCUCAGACUAAACUCCACCCAUGAACAGGUCACACAGCUGACACAACACAUCACAGAUGCACACACUGAACUGGGCUCAGUUUCAGACAAACUCACAGUGUUUCAGACGAACGCUGAAGGGUUCCUCCUCAGACUGCAGGUCCAUGAAAACCAUCUGUCUGAGCUGAAAACACAGACCUCAGCUUUAACGAAACGACAGAACCAGACUGAAGAAUAUCUGCAGGAAGUAGACAGAACCAUGACCGAGAGACUGAACCGGACUGAAGAACUUCUGAGGGAAGUAGACCGAACCAUGACUGAAGAACAUCUGCAGGAAGUAGACAGAACCAUGACUGAGAGACUGAACCGGACUGAAGAACGUCUGCAGGAAGUAGACAGAACCAUGACUGAGAGACUGAACCGGACUGAAGAACGUCUGCAGGAAGUAGACAGAACCAUGACUGAGAGACUGAACCGGACUGAAGAACGUCUGCAAGAAGUAGACAGAACCGUAACUGAGAGACUGAACUGGACUGAAGAACGUCUGCAGGAAGUAGACAGAACCACAGACCAGGAGAACGUGGCCUUUUCUGCAGGUUUGACUGAUUCUGGAUCAGUCGGACCCUUCGACGACGAGACUACCCUGAUAUUCUCCAAAACCAUCACCAAUGUGGGCGGAGCCUACGAUAGAACCACAGGUGUGUUCACGGCGCCACUCACUGGACUCUACUUCUUCUGCUUCACGGCAGCUGAUUACCUGAAGGGCUACAUGGGCGUCCAGCUGCUGGUCAAUGAGCGGCCGGUUCUGUUCAGUCUGGACUUGAACGCCCACGGCGGCUAUGCCUCCACCUCCAACGGCCUGGUUGUGAACCUGGACCGCCGAGACCGGGUCCGCCUCAGUCUGCCAGCCUCCUACCGACUCUACGAUGACUCCAGGAACUUCAGCGUCUUCUCUGGGUUCCUGCUGUUUCCCCUCUGAGACUGGACACCUGGACCCGCUGGGACCAGGACCCCCUAGGACCAGGACCCCGUAGGACCAGGACCCUGUAGGACCAGGACCCCGUACGACCAGGACCCCCUAGGACCUGGACCUGCUAGGACCAGGACCCACUGGGACCAGGACACUCUAGGACCUAGACCCACUAGGACCUGGACCCGCUGGGACCAGGACCCCAUAGGACCUGGACCCACUGGGACCAGGACCCCGUAGGACCUGGACCCCAUAGGACCAGGACCCAGACUGGGUUGAACUGGUCUAAGAAUGAAAAGAGUCCAAUGUUUUCACCA
Messenger RNA from Sphaeramia orbicularis (orbiculate cardinalfish), 2482 nucleotides. Its product is annotated as putative leucine-rich repeat-containing protein DDB_G0290503. The record is from RefSeq and is a predicted model, not a curated record. Gene Ontology annotation, molecular function: protein binding. Lineage: Eukaryota; Metazoa; Chordata; Actinopteri; Kurtiformes; Apogonidae. The transcript has 20 exons. The coding region runs from base 3 to 2174 and encodes 723 amino acids.